Lachancea mirantina is the source of this 2169-nucleotide messenger RNA. Lineage: Eukaryota; Fungi; Ascomycota; Saccharomycetes; Saccharomycetales; Saccharomycetaceae. The record is from the annotation of a GenBank genome assembly.
AUGGCUUUGAAUAGUGUGGAAACUGGGGAGGUUAAGAGUAGUGAAAAUAUGGUUGUGAAGCGCGAAAAUGGCCUUGAAAACGGUGUUAAAAGAAGUCCCGAAGUGGACUUAGAUGAUGGAAUUGGAACGACCGAAAAUGGGGUCAAAAAAAGCCAAAAUAGAGCUGUGAUAGUGCCGAAAUGUCGUCCCAAAAUACGAUAUUCGUUAUUGAAAACGGGACUUUGUUAUGAUGUGCGAAUGCGGUACCACGCCAAGAUAUUGACGUCGUAUUUCGAAUACAUAGACCCGCAUCCGGAAGAUCCCAGACGAAUUUAUCGUAUUUACAAGAUUUUGGCAGAAAAUGGGCUUGUUUCGGACCCAACUUUGAGCGGUGUUGAUGAUAUUGGUGAUUUGAUGCAGAAAAUUCCAGUGCGAGAAGCUACGAAAGAAGAGAUUUUGAAAGUUCAUUCGCAGGAACAUUUGGAGUUUAUCGAGAAAACCGGCAAUAUGACACGAGAACAACUUUUGAAAGAAACGGAACGGGGAGAUUCUGUGUAUUUCAACAAUGACUCGUAUUUGAGUGCCAAACUCUCGUGUGGCGGUGCCAUUGAGGCAUGUAAAGCUGUCGUUGAAGGUCGUGUCAAAAAUGCGCUUGCAAUGGUACGGCCUCCAGGCCAUCACGCGGAGCCUGCGGUUCCAGGUGGGUUUUGCCUCUUCAGUAACGUCGCAGUAGCGGCCCAGAACAUUUUGAAAAACUAUCCAGAAAGCGUUCGAAAGAUUUUGAUCUUGGACUGGGAUGUGCAUCAUGGGAAUGGUACUCAAAAGGCCUUCUACGACGAUGAGCGCGUCAUGUACAUAUCUUUGCAUCGAUACGAGCUUGGGAAAUAUUACCCUGGCACCAUUCAUGGUAAUUACGACCAAAUAGGAGAAGGCAAGGGAAAAGGAUUCAAUUGUAACAUUCCAUGGCCCUGCGGUGGCGUGGGUGAUGCAGAGUACAUGUGGGCCGUCGAGCAAGUGGUCAUUCCAUUGGGUCGAGAAUUUCAACCUGAUUUAGUGAUUAUUUCUUCUGGAUUUGAUGCUGCGGACGGUGACAUGAUCGGCCAGUGUCAUGUCACACCGAGCUGCUACGGACAUAUGACUCAUUUGCUGAAAUCGCUUGCCAGGGGUAAUUUGUGCGUGGUGCUCGAAGGUGGGUACAGUUUGGACGCCAUCGCACUAAGCGCGUUGGGAGUGGCUAAAGUUUUAGUCGGUGAACCACCAGAUGAACUGCCAGAACCCAAGAAGCAGCCAAAAGCGGAAGUUAUCGAGGUCAUAGAUACGGUAAUGAGAACCCAAUCUCGAUUUUGGGAUUGCUUCAAAACGACACAGUCGAACAACGGUUGCGAUUUUAAUGCCAAAGUUGACAAUACUUUGAUGUCCGAGAAUUUUCCAUUGCAACAUGCCAUUAGACAACAGCAGCUGCAAAAUUACACAGAUGAUUACAAUUUCGUUACAUUACCUCUUUUCGAUAUGGGUCUCCCCACGAACACCGUUACGUGUUCGCCAGCCAUCCAUGAAGCAGAAUCAAUUAUUAUAUGUGUUCACGAUACCCCCGAAAUAUGGGCCAAGAGAAACAGAGUGACAGGCCUUGUCGACCCGUCUCUUUCCAUUGUAGUCGAUACCGCAGUGCACGUUAUCAAGUGGUCCGUAGAACGAAAUUAUGGCGUUAUAGACGUCAACAUUCCACAAUCUUUAGCAGAACAAGAUAAUUAUUCUGCAGUUAUGACUUCCCAAGAAGUGAUACUUUUCAUGUGGGACAACUACCUUAAAUACUUCCCUAACCUCAGCAGGCUGGCGUUCAUUGGAAUUGGGGAUGCAAGCAGCGGGAUUGUUCAUCUCUUAGGACAUCGUGAUACAAGAAAUGUCGUCAGUUCAGCAAUUCUAUUCUUGGAUACAAAACCGCUCAGACCGCUAGUCCCGCUCGUUGACGAGUCUUUGGCUGAUUGGUAUUUCAAAAAUUCUCUUGUCUUUGCAAGUUCUGAGCAUGCUUGCUGGGGCUCCGAUGGAAGCGAAGCCAAGAAGCCAAGGAAGAAGUUUGGUCGUGUUCUGAAGUGCGAUUCGGACGGACUGUCUAACAUUUUCAAAGAACGCUUUGAAGAAGCGACAGACUUUAUUCUAGAUUCGUUCGAGGAGUGGAGCGACACUGAUUGA